Messenger RNA from Colossoma macropomum (tambaqui), 6215 nucleotides. It is a transcript of the gene adcy5, whose product is annotated as adenylate cyclase 5. Gene Ontology annotation, biological process: intracellular signal transduction; adenylate cyclase-activating G protein-coupled receptor signaling pathway; adenylate cyclase-inhibiting G protein-coupled receptor signaling pathway. Gene Ontology annotation, cellular component: plasma membrane. NCBI's taxonomy places the organism in Eukaryota, Metazoa, Chordata, Actinopteri, Characiformes, Serrasalmidae. Gene Ontology annotation, molecular function: adenylate cyclase activity. The transcript has 21 exons. The record is from RefSeq and is a predicted model, not a curated record. The coding region runs from base 395 to 3973 and encodes 1192 amino acids.
GUCCCCAGUGAUUCGACUCAUUAGAGUAUAUUUAAUUAUUUUAAAGGCUCUCUCAAGUACUUCGAAUCAAUUGGCGUUGAAGCUGUUGUUUUACGAGCUGGUUUCAUUUGAACACCUUGUUCAUGCUGUCUCAUGCAGGCUUAUGAAAAUGAUGCAAGCAGACUCUCCAGGGCUUCUCUCCAGCUCCUGUUUGUUUUAAUAAACAUAGUAUGUGUUGUUUCUCAGCCUCCAUAGAACUCGUAACUAUUUCUGACUGCAGUCCUAAAACACUACAUAUCUUAAAAUGCUGACAGUCAGUGUUGUGGAAACUAACAUUUCUCCCUGAUUCCCCCACCCUGGACUCUUUAGAGGGGUCUAUAGUAGUGUUUGUGACAGCUCCAUCAUCAUCAUCAUCAUGUCCAGGUCGAACAGCGUGAGCCCCCCUGGGCUCGGCCUGAGGGGAGGGACCGAGCACAGGUCAGCGUGGGGCGAGCGCGAGCCCGUGGCCAACGGCUGUCCGGCCAGGCCGGCGCGCUCGAGCGGCCGGUGGAGGGAGGUGGAGGGCCGAGGGACCACCACUACGACCACGACCGCCCCAGGCAAGACGAGGAUGAGUCUGAGGUCCAAAUCCGCGUGGCAGGAGCGCGGAGACGAGGGCGGGGUGCGCGCCAAGUCCGUGGAGCUCGGCCUGGACGAGCGGAGAGCCCGGACCAAGGAGGAGGAGAUGAUGGAGGAGGAGGAGGAAGGGCGCGGGGAGGAGGAGCGGCAGCGGCAGCAGUUAGCGCCCGACGCUCGCGCCUUCUCGGCGGCCGCGUGCUGCAGCGGCGUCAUGCGCGUCUUCAGCUCCAAGAAGUUCCGCUCGGAGAAGCUGGAGCGCCUCUACCAGCGCUACUUCUUCCGCCUGAACCAGAGCAGCCUGACCAUGCUGAUGGCCGUGCUCGCGCUCGUAUGCGCCGUCAUGCUGUGCUUCCACUGCGCGGGCGGCCCGUGCCACACCGCCUAUGUGCUCACCUUCUCGCUGGCCAUCGUGCUCGUGCUCGCGCUCAUGCUCGCGUGCAACCGCAGCGCGUUCCACCAGGACCACAUGUGGCUCGUGUGCUACGCCGUGAUCGCCGUGCUGCUCGUGCUGCAGGCCGUGGGCGUGCUGCUCGUCAGCCCGCGCAGCGCCUCGGACGGUGUGUGGUGGACCGUCUUCUUCAUCCACGUCGUGUACACGCUGCUGCCCGUGCGCAUGCGCGCCGCCGUCGCCACCGGAGUGGUGCUGGCCGCCAUCCACGUGGUGGGUUCGUGGAAGCUCAACGAGCAGGACGAGCUGCUGUGGAAACAGCUUGUGUCCAACGUGCUGAUCUUCUCCUGCACCAACAUAGUAGGAGUGUGUACACACUACCCAGCAGAAGGCUCUCAGAGACAGGCCUUCCAGGAGACCCGAGAAUGCAUUCAGGCCCGCCUUCACUCGCAGAGAGAAAACCAACAGCAGGAACGCCUCCUACUCUCUGUGCUUCCCCGGCAUGUUGCCAUGGAGAUGAAAGCCGACAUAAAUGCCAAGCAGGAGGAUAUGAUGUUUCACAAGAUCUACAUCCAGAAGCAUGACAAUGUGAGUAUCCUCUUUGCUGACAUCGAGGGAUUCACCAGUCUGGCGUCCCAGUGCACAGCACAGGAGCUGGUCAUGACCCUGAACGAGCUGUUUGCCCGAUUCGACAAACUGGCUGCAGAGAAUCACUGCCUGCGGAUUAAGAUCUUGGGGGACUGCUACUACUGUGUAUCCGGCCUGCCAGAGGCACGAGCUGAUCACGCCCACUGUUGUGUGGAGAUGGGAGUGGACAUGAUCGAGGCCAUCUCGUUGGUGAGGGAAGUCACCGGGGUCAAUGUGAACAUGCGUGUGGGGAUCCACAGCGGCCGAGUCCACUGUGGGGUCUUGGGCUUGAGAAAGUGGCAGUUUGAUGUAUGGUCCAAUGAUGUCACUUUGGCCAAUCAUAUGGAAGCAGGGGGAAAAGCAGGCCGUAUCCACAUAACGAAAGCCACUCUAAACUAUCUGAACGGGGAUUAUGAUGUGGAGCCUGGCUUUGGCGGAGAGAGGAACGUGUAUCUGAAGAAGCACAACAUUGAAACCUACCUCAUAGUGGGCUGCAGCCAGAAGAGGAAAGAAGAGAAGGCCAUGAUUGCGAAGAUGAAUCGGCAGCGCACCAACUCAGUCACCCACAACAGCUCUCACUGGACCGACCGGCCAUUUUAUAACCACCUGGGUAGCAACCAGGUCUCCAAGGAAAUGAAGAGGAUGGGAUUUGAAGACCCUAAGGACAAACAUUUCAUUUUCAGAAACACUCAGGAAAACCUGAACCCUGAGGAUGAGGUGGACGAGUUUUUGGGCCGUGCCAUUGACGCUCGCAGCAUCGACCGCUUGCGCUCCGAACAUGUCAAGAAGUUCCUCCUGACCUUCCGGGAGCCUGACCUGGAGAAGAAGUACUCUAAACAGGUCGACUCCAGGUUCGGAGCGUACGUAGCGUGUGCUUCUCUCGUCUUCUUGUUCAUCUGCUUCAUCCAAGUCGUCAUCGUACCGCACUCCAGUCUGAUGAUUGGCUUCUAUGUGUCCUGUUUCAUCAUUCUGAUGGCUGUCAUGUUCGUCUCAGCCAUUUACUCCUGUUACGUGCUGUUCCCACUGCCCCUACAGAACCUGUCUAAAAGGAUUGUCCAGUCCAGACUUAACAGCACUCUGGUGGGAGUCUUCACCAUAGUACUGGUCUUUCUCUCAGCCUUUAUCAACAUUUUCACAUGCAGCACUGAUGAUCUGAAGGCGUGUUUGGGGCGAGAGUUUAACAUCAGUUUAACCCGCAGCAUCAACGCCUGUCAUGUGCUGAACUCCACCUUCAAUUAUUCACUCUGGUCACAGGACAGCCUCUGUUACACCUCUUCACCAGCCUGCAACUUCCCUGAGUACUUCUCAUCGUGUGUGCUGCUCAGCCUGCUGGCCUGCUCUGUGUUUCUGCAAAUGAGCAGCAUCGGCAAACUCUUCCUCAUGCUCUUCAUCGAGAUCCUGUAUGUGCUAAUAGUGGAGGUGCCGGAGGUCAGUCUGUUUGACAACGGGGACCUGCUGGUGAUAGCCAAUGCCAUUAGUCCCGGUAAGGACGUGAAUGGAACGAGUUGCACGACAGACUCCAGGGUUCCUCUGAAGAUCAUGACUCCGGUGGUCAUCACUGUCUUCGUGUUAGCUCUCUACCUACACGCCCAGCAAGUGGAGUCCACUGCCAGACUAGACUUCUUAUGGAAGUUACAGGCCACAGAGGAAAAGGAGGAAAUGGAGGAGCUGCAGGCCUACAAUCGACGUCUCCUUCACAACAUCCUCCCUAAAGACGUUGCUGCUCACUUCCUUGCGAGGGAACGGAGGAAUGAUGAGCUGUACUACCAGUCCUGCGAGUGCGUGGCCGUCAUGUUCGCCUCCAUCAGCAAUUUCUCUGAGUUUUAUGUAGAGCUGGAGGCCAACAAUGAGGGAGUGGAGUGUCUUAGACUUCUCAACGAGAUCAUUGCUGACUUUGACGAGAUAAUCAGUGAAGAUCAGUUUCGUCAGCUGGAGAAGAUUAAGACUAUUGGCAGUACCUACAUGGCUGCCUCUGGCCUCAACGACUCCACCUAUGAUAAGGCCGGCCGAUCACACAUCCGUGCCCUGGCGGACUACGCCAUGCGCCUUAUGGACCAGAUGAAGUACAUCAACGAGCACUCCUUCAACAAUUUCAAAAUGAAGAUUGGUCUCAACAUGGGUCCAGUUGUGGCCGGAGUUAUCGGGGCUCGUAAACCCCAGUACGACAUCUGGGGCAACACAGUGAAUGUGGCCAGUCGCAUGGACAGCACUGGAGUCCCUGAAAGAAUACAGGUUACAACUGACCUCUACCAGGUCCUCAAUUCUUAUAACUACUCACUGGAAUGCCGAGGAGUUGUCAAAGUCAAGGGCAAAGGGGAAAUGAUGACCUAUUUCCUGAAUGGUGGACCCAGCAGCAGCUAACAUCCACUGUGUCUUGCAAUUAUAACACUAAAGACAGUGUGCAGGGCUUAACGUGGAGGAGAAGAAAGGGACUGGGCAUUGUGGUUUCUGUGGCCUUGAGGAACUGUGGAUCAAUUGUUCACAGAUAGCCCGUGCCCAGUCUUGGAGCAUUUUGCCCUUUCCACAUACUGAGCCCUCUCUGAUGGCCUAAAUGGAGGAAACUUGCUGAGCGCCUUGUGUUAGCGGAGAAACUCAUUUAGGAGCUCUGUCUACAGAAACAAGGUUGUCUGAAGAGACCAAAGAAACUCACACGCAAGGCGGUUUGUAGAGGACGGAUGCACUGCUCUGAGGCCAUUCCUCCAAACGAGAUGGGCAAUACACGUGUAUUCCUCAGCCUGACUGGCGAGCCCAGGUGGCUCCAAAACAGAACGCGUGAAGUCACUGAGGUAUAUAAAAGAAACAGAUGUUUUAUGUGUAUCUAAUACAUCUGUGUAUGUGAAGCAAUGUAUGUUCACACAGUUCUGUUGUCUUCAAACACUGUUGAGCUAAAUAUGGAUAGACCUACUAAAAUAUGGCCAUAUAUAGCGCAGGAAAGCUAUACAGACACAAUUCUUAUCAGCAUUUCCGGAACUCUGCUGGACGACUGUGCUGAACACUGAAGAGUCGAAAGGUGAUAGUGUUCUGUGUCUGGAUACGUCAAAGUCCAGAAUGGGGCCGCUUUGUUUUGUGUGUAGGUAUGUAUACAUAUGCAUACCCAGAAAAAGUGUUUUUCACUCACAAAAACGUAAAACUCACUCACUACACUGAAGACACUUUGAAGGAUAGAGAGAGCAUCCAAGCCUGGCUUUAUUUUGUAUUUUUGACAUUUUGUAUUUUGUCUCAAAAACAAAAAAACAACAAACCUUAUCGAAACUAUUUUAGAUUCUAUAUUUUGUACAUUAAUAUAUUAGAGCGAUGUCUAUAAACACCAACGUGUAUUCGGAUGUAUAUAUCUGAGAGAAACGUGCAACCAGCCGUGCAUAUUUUAAUGGGUAGGGGUCAUUUUUUAGUAGCUGUACAUUCUGUUGCCCUUGUGCUCCUUUUGCAACUGCACACAUUUGAAGACCACAAAAACUCUCAAAGACUGGGGAAGAAGAUUUUAACCUAAAAGAGUCAUUGUAUGCUGUGGUGAGAAGAAUGGGAUGUUCCAGAGCAGAAAAACGGAUUGCAGGACUUUUUUUAUUACACAGCCACAGCCUUUUAAAUCUCUUUAAAGAUCAGAAAUGACUAGAAACCCUGCGAUCAGCACAGAUCUCACUGCUUUUAGCCUUGCAUUAGUGCUACGCUCUCCAAGAGGAGUUUGUAUCCUGAGAGGGGUUCGUUGAUACGUCACACCCCUUGGCCAUUUUUGCACUGCACUUCUGCCUUUCUUAGCCUAUCACCCCGCCCCCCCUUCCAGCUCAAUCAGAUGGUACGACCCAAUGAAUGUUCAUUUUCUCCAACUGAGGCCUUCAUAUGUAAAGAAUGCUGAGUGAUCAUGAAAAAUCAGUGCCAUGCUCAUCAGUGGAAUCUGUAAGGUGACGUGACAUGACAUGUUUGGGUUUAGCUUCACCUGUUUCAGUGGGACGGUUCUCCAGUGUAAAUAUCACCAAGUACAGGCAGACAGGAAUCAAGUUUCUCAUCUUUAAUGCUCCAUCUGUAUUACAGAAGGUUAAUGAAGAUGAUGCUAGUCGGUAAGACUGAUCUUCUGUUUGAGAGGUGUCUGUUACAGUAUGUGAUCAGGGCUCUUCACUUGGAACAGCAGAGUAAUAGAUUUUUUUUUUUCCCUUUUGUUCUUUUUCCUUCCAUCACUAUUCACAAAUUGGACCCUGUUGGGCUUCCAAAAGCAGUUUAGUCUCUUUUCUUAGAGGGAAAAAAACAGUGCCAUAUCUUUUUACUUUGACUUUGUCUGACAAGAGAAGUUACAGUGAUGUCACUCUACGUUUUGGUAUUUUAUGUUCUUAUGUAUGUAGUCUGGGGCCUUUUGAUUCUCAUCAGUGUGUUCAGCUGAAUCUCAAUGGUCAUUGUGACAACUACAAGGAACCCUACAGUGGUGGGUUGAAGGUCAAACUAUAUGUAAUCCAAAUCCCUUUUCCUUCAAUGUCCAGGUUCUGAAGCUGUAUGUCUGUGUACAACAUUGAGAGAGUGCUUCACCUUCAGUGCAAGACAUUACUGAACUGCAAAUUUCACAGAGCUAAUACAUGGGUUGUUUUUUUUUCUUUAUCUGCCAUGUCAAAAACAUUAU